Messenger RNA from Hemibagrus wyckioides, 2185 nucleotides. RefSeq names its product B-cell receptor CD22-like. The transcript has 8 exons. Bases 417 to 1745 code for a protein of 442 amino acids. The record is from RefSeq and is a predicted model, not a curated record. Lineage: Eukaryota; Metazoa; Chordata; Actinopteri; Siluriformes; Bagridae.
UCAACACACAUUAUUUAUUGCUAUUCUUAAUGCUAUUAUUAAUCUGUAGUCUAGGUAGGAGUGAGCCAGAUUUAUUGCAAUACAAUAACCCCAAUGUGAGCAACAAGGACUGUAAACUCUUCUAAAUUUUAAAAAUAGUUUAGUUCUUCAGCCAAAAAGAGGAAGAGAAACUUUUAUGUGGCUUUUAUGUAACUACUUCUCAGCAGUCUUUUCAGUCUUACAUGAUUUUUCUGUGUGUACAUUCACUUGUGAAAAGUCAUUCGAGAAGCUGUUUGUAUCUGAAGAAAUAACCAAAGUGAGUUUACUGCUUUAUGAGAAGAGUUAUAUGUAUAAAUGUUCUUAUUUAUAUGCAGCUCUGAGAGGAUUUAAGACUUAUUUUAUUUUUAUUUUUUUCUUGGAGGAUUUCUCUCAUCAUCAUGUUUCAACUGCUGCUCUUCUCUCAGCUGAUGAUUCUCACAGCUCUGGGGAAUAAAUGGAGUAAGAACUACAACCAGGAAAAUCUCUGUGCUUUAAAAGGAUCUACAGUGAUUAUGAACCUCACUUACACACAUCCAACAGGUCUUACAGUGAAAGACAGGUUUUGGAUCAUAAACCCAGCUCCAGGUAAAGAGCCGACUGAUCUGCGUAAUGAACCAGGUUACUCAGGCAGAGUUCAGUAUCUAGAACAUGGACAGAAUCACUUCUCCCUCAGACUGAGUGAUGUGAAGGAAACAGAUGAACACAUGUACUGUGUUAGAGUCUUAGGAGAGAAAAAGAGAACAAAAGAUAAAUACCUCUUUUAUCCAGGAGUAACACUCACAGUCACAGAGUUAAGAGUGGAGACUCCUGAAAAUGUGGUGGAGGGAAAUAAAACAGUGUUAGUGUGUAACACCACCUGCAGUCUCUCAGAAACACCAGCAUUCAUCUGGUACAAAAACGACCGACUUAUUGACACAAAGAACAGCAAUAACACUCUGACUCUGCAGCCGACUAAAGCAGGCGACGCAGGCAGGUAUAACUGUGCUGUGAGAGGUUAUGAUCUUCUCCGUUCUCCUGCUCGAACCCUCAGUGUGAGAUAUCGUCCAAAGAAUGUCUCAGUGUCCAUCAGUCCCUCUGGUGAGAUUGUGGAGGGUAGUUCGGUGACUCUGACCUGCAGCAGUGAUGCUAACCCACCUGUGCAGAUGUACAAAUGGUUUAAAGGUACGACAUCAGUAGGAAAUGAAAAGACCAUGAACAUCUCCAAGAUCAGCUCUGAGGACAGUGGAGAGUACAAGUGCAAGUGCAGUAAUGAAAUCGGAUAUCAGUACUCCAACAGUGUGACUCUGAAUGUAGUCGGAGCGGAGAGUACAGUGCAAAGGGCAGUGGUUGCAGUCAGUAUCGUGUGUCUCUUAAUUAUUUUCGUCAUUCUCACCGUUGUGCUUCUAAGAAAAAAAAAGAUGUAUUGCUGGUCAGUAGAGCACACUGGAGCACACGGUAAUAUAGCUGUCCAAUCUCUUGCCCAUGACGCACCUCAGUCUAACUCCUGCUUGGCCGAUCAGAAUGAAGAUCAGUAUGCAAAUAUUGCAUACCCGAGGAAAGCUAUGAGUUCUGCAGUGAGAUCUUCUGAGCAGGCUCUUUAUGCUGAUGUCCAGAAACAACGUGAUAAAAAGGUGAAGAAUCAUCAGGAGGAGGGAGUACUGUACACUACUGUAAACAUUUCCUCUUCACACAGGCCUAAGGCUGAAACCGCAGAACAACAUUCAGUCAUCUACAGCAGUGUUAAGUGAACAGCACUGGCACAAAAACCUCCUCAGGCCACCUCCUUUUUGUGAUAUUUGAACACGUCUCCAAGGGAGAUUUUCAUCAUAGGAACUCCUUUGGAUGACUGACCAAUCAGCAGCUUCAGAACGGGAAACAAGUGGCGGAGAAGCAGACACUUGCUAAUGCUCAACUAAAUAGAGCUCAAGAGCUACACAGCUUUAUUUUUAACAUUUUACUUGCUAUUGAUCUUAAAACAUUAAAACCUCUGGACCGCUGAACUGUCAGGCUUCUCUGUUUGCCUUACUGACUGUUUCUAUGAUAAUUACCUCAUUAUAGUUACUUUUGCUUACCAUAUUAUUGUGAAAACUACUCUUUAGCCAUUUACUGUUGUUCUGUAGGUUUUUCAGAUUUAUAUAUUAUGUAUUAUAUUAUGGCUUACAAUUUUUCUUAUUAAACUUUUCACUCA